AUGACCCUCGGCUUUCUUUCGUCCUUCCAGAACGCCGUUUCCAAGCACGGCUCUCAGUUCCAAGGCAACUCCCAGCACGACGCCCUGGAGUUCCUGCUCUGGCUGCUGGAUCGAGUGCACGAGGACUCGGAGGGCUCGUCCCGAGAGCCAGGGUCCGAGAAGCUUCAGCCCGAAGCCAGUAAAACCCCUGAGAACCACCUGUCGCCAUCGGCUCCGCUUUCUCUAGGUCAAAGCUUUGUGCAAAGCCACUUUCAAGCACAAUAUAGAUCUUCCUUGACUUGUCCCCACUGCCUGAAACAGAGCAACACCUUCGAUCCUUUCCUGUGUGUGUCACUGCCCAUCCCCUUGCGCCAGACCAGAUUCUUGAGCGUCACCUUGGUCUUCCCCUCUAAGGGCCAGCGGUUCCUGCGGGUGGGCCUGGCUGUGCCCAUCCUCAGCACAGUGGCCGCCCUGAGGAAGAUGGUGGCUGAGGAAGGCAGCGUCCCUGUGGAUGAGGUGAUCUUGGUUGAACUGUAUCCCAGCGGACUCCAACGGUCUUUCUUUGAUGAAGAGGACCUGAACACUAUUGCCGAGGGAGAUAACGUGUAUGCCUUCCAAGCCCCUCCACCACCUGGCCAGGAGACACUCUCAGCUCAUCCACCUGGUCUGUCCGUGUCCCCUCGCUUGGCAGCCACUGAGGGUCCUCGAUUAUCCCUGCCCGCCCAUAGGGAGAACAAAGUGCUAAUCCUCUUCUGUAACUUGGUGGGGUCAGGGCAGCAGGCUAGCAGGUUUGGGCCACCAUUCCUGAUCAGGGAAGACAGAACCAUUUCCUGGGCCCAGCUGCAGCAGCGCAUUCUCAGCAAGGUCCGCUAUCUCAUGAAGAGUGAGACCCUGGGACAGCAGGUCAGAAGCCCAGGGUCACUGUUCUCUAUCCGGGUUGUGGGGCAAUCCCUGGCCCUUAACUACUUGUCCCCACAGGACAGCAGGCCCCUCUGUCACUGGGCAGUUGACAGGGCUUUGCACCUCAGGAGGCCCGGAGGCCCCCCACACGUCAAGCUGGCUGUUGAGUGGGACAGCUGCGUCAAGGAGCGCCUGUUCGGGAGCCUCCGGGAGGAGCAGGUCCAGGACGCCGACAGCGUUUGGCGGCAGCAGCAGGCGCACCGGCAGCACAGCUGCACUCUGGACGAGUGUUUCCAGUUCUACACCAAGGAGGAGCAGCUGGCCCAGGACGACGCGUGGAAGUGUCCCCACUGCAAGGCCCUCCAGCAGGGCAUGGUGAAGCUGAGCCUGUGGACGCUGCCGGACAUCCUCAUCGUCCACCUCAAGAGGUUCUGCCAGGUGGGCGAGAGAAGAAACAAGCUCUCCACGCUCGUGAAGUUUCCACUCUGCGGCCUCAACAUGGCUCCGCACGUGGCCCAGAGAAGCGCUGGCGCCCCGCCCGCGCCGGGUCCCUGGCCUUCCUGGAAGCAGCCAGCCUGCCUGCCCACCAGCUGCCCGCUGGACUUCCUGUACGACCUGUACGCCGUCUGCAACCACCACGGCAGUCUGCAAGGUGGGCAUUACACAGCCUAUUGCCGGAACUCUCUGGACGGCCAGUGGUACAGUUACGACGACAGCACAGUGGAGUCGCUUCUAGAAGAUGAGGUCAUUACCCGAGGGGCUUACAUCCUAUUUUAUCAGAAGCGGAACAGCAUCCCUUCCUGGUCAGCCAGCAGCUCCAUGAGAGGGUCCACCAGCUCCUCCUUAUCUGACCACUGGCUCCUGAGGCUGGGGAGCAACAGCAGCAGCACGCGGGGAAGCCUGCUGUCCUGGCGCUCUGCCCCCGGCCCCUCCCAGGCCCCGGUGCCCGACCCCCUCGGUUUCGCAAACAGCCUCUCCGGUCAGGAAAAGGGAGGCGAGGAGGCCAGGCCCUUGGUACGGGGCGUAAGAGGCCGAAGCAUCAGCAUGAAGGUGCCCACUCCUUCCCGAGCCAAGCAGGGGGCCUUCAAGACCAUACCCCUUCGGUGGUCUUUUGGACACAGAGAGAAACCAGUGGUUGCAUCUGUCGAGUUGGUGGAGUACUUGGAGUCUAGACGGAGACCUCGAUCCACAAGCCAGUCCAUCGUGCCGCUGCUGACGGGCGCUGCUGGCGGGGAUGACAAGUCAGCGGAGCCGAGGUCAAAUGCCACCGUCUCUGCUAAGGGUGAAGACAGUGAGCGAGCCGGCGAGAGAGCCCCCGCCGGAGCGUCCUGCCCCGCCGGCCGCCUUAGCCACUGUGCCGUCGCUGCAACCUCGGAUGGUCUGAACCCAGCAGGGACACUCAGGGAACCUGCAGGACAGGCCAGCAGGCUUCCCAAGCAGUUGGACCUGCCCCUCACGGUCAUGCCCUCAGUGGAGAGCGAGAAGCGAGCCCGGCCCGAGGGCCAGAGGACCUUGGACUGGAAGGGAAGCGGCCAGGCGGGGAGCAGUGACAGAGCAGCCUCCCCCAGGGACGCUUCAGCCGCUGUGGCCGGAUCCGAGCCCCACGCGCGCCGGCAUCCCUUAGCCAGGGCCAGGGCUACUGCAGAGGGAAGGGGCCCCGAGACAGACAGGCUCUCACAGGGGACCCUCACCCUGCUGAGGUCUGUGUUUUGGAGGAAGGAGAACAAGAAGAGUGACAAGGCUGAGGUGGCUCCUCAGGUGGCCCCGGCCUCCCUGGGGAGGGGCAGGCUGAGCCUGGCUGUGGAUGAGCAGGCUCGAGUCCCGUCUCCCCUGAGGGUGCCGGGGGGCUCUGUCCGCGGGACUUUGGGAAGCCACUUGUCUCGUGACCCCUGGUCUGCGCCCAGCUCUCUGCACCUCCCACGCAAGGCCAGCAGGCCCACGAGGGCCAGCGCCCCGAGCAUGGCACAGAGGAGUGUGCCCGGGGAGCAGACUGCUUUUGGCGCCUCGCAAAGGGUGAAGUACCACACCCUGUCCUUGGGGCGAAGGAAAACAUUACCGGAGUCCAGCUUUUGA
Messenger RNA from Miniopterus natalensis, 2952 nucleotides. NCBI's taxonomy places the organism in Eukaryota, Metazoa, Chordata, Mammalia, Chiroptera, Miniopteridae. The record is from RefSeq and is a predicted model, not a curated record.